Molecule: messenger RNA, 1515 nt
Organism: Ambispora gerdemannii
Lineage: Eukaryota; Fungi; Glomeromycota; Glomeromycetes; Archaeosporales; Ambisporaceae
Source: the annotation of a GenBank genome assembly
AUGAGAGGAGAAAAAAAAAAGUCAUCUACUGCUACUCAUUUGUCCACUCCUAGGCUUACUAGACCUACUACUCAUUCGUCUACUUUUGUUAGUUCAUCCACUGCUACUCAUUUGCCCACUUCUAGGCUUACUAGACCUACUACUCAUUCGUCUACUUUUGCUAGUUCAUCCACUGCUACUUUGCCUACCAAGACUACACUUCUCUGUCUUGUCCACGGCGAACCCAUAUAUUGUUAUUUCUCAGUCACGGUACAAAAUAAUGAGACCGUUGAAGAUCUUAAGAGAUUAAUUCUGAAAUACGAACGCUUCGAUGGAAUGCCUGGAAGUAAAGCAUGGCAACUUAAACUAUGGAUCGUUAAUAUCCCUUUCGACUCGCAAGACCUCGGUAAAUCUGACGUAGACAUUAUGAAUACGCUAAACGGUCAGAGGUUUCUUCCUCCAAACAAAGUUGGAGAUGUGUUUAACAUGCAAACUAUCGAAGAUCGAAUACAAGUUAUUAUCGAAUUGCCUGCUUCUAUGGAGGAACAUACCAAUAUAGUUGAAUUAACGAGACAAGCAUUUGAAGCACUCACGACACAAAACCAAAUGUUCACUGAAGUUGUUAGACAAUUCACUAAAGUUGUUGAAAGGCAAACGAAAAAACCUACUGUAUCUCUUUCAACGAUGAAGCAGACGGAAUUGGAUGAACUGCUCGAUAAAUUCCAUCUUCCUAUAAUUACAGUCGAUAUCGAUGAUUAUGAUGUGGAUUUAACGAGAAACGAGAACACAGAACCAUUCACCUGGGACGCACGAAAUGAAAAUCAACAAGCAGAUGACAGUAAUGAAGAUGAUGUUAUCAAGGAAGGAUACAUUAAUUAUUUAAAGAGAAACAUCCGAGUUCCCUAUGGAAGUGAUUUUUAUGACACUAAAUCCAAAAAGUCACUUUUGUCAUUAAAAUAUGACGUGCUUCCUUUCGAAAUAAGUGGGACGACAGAUGUGGUGAUUGCAAAUAAAAGAAAUGCCGUUGGUCGUAAUUUGGCUCGUGGAAUUCAGGUUGGAUUUAAAUUAAAGAAGGCGAUCCAAGAUUCUCACAUUCCUCAAGCCAUUGGACAGCUCUUCACGGCAAAUAUUCGCUCAAACGAAAAUGUAUUCAUCGUUCUUACCGAUUUGAACGACGAAUGGAUUUUUUUCUGGCUAGAAAAUCGGGAAAAUAGUUUAAAGAUUAAGCAUUUUCGAGUCGAUCUACGUGUUGCGAUCUCCGUUAUUGAGCAUGCACUUCAAUGCACUGCUGGUUUCCCACUUGUUUUACGAAUAAACUUCCAUGAUUUCCGGGAACAUGUGCGUGUAGGCGGUGUAGGUAAUGUAGCAUCUGAGGGAUCUGAGGGCGAGAAUGAUGGGCUGGAGUUGUUUCUUAAUAGACCUAAGGUUGACCUUGAGUUUGAGGAUGAUGUCGCAAAUAUGAAGGAUGUGUAUGAUGUGAUGACUGAAGAAGAGAUAUGUAAUUGGAAGAUAAAACGAGCACUAAGGCUUUUGUGA